AUGUCAAAAACGAAAGGGGAGAUAAUUUAUGGAGGAGUCAAGGGAGAUAAUCGGCUAAUAAUUUACCGAAAUACGAUUGGUUGCCUGCAUUUUGUGAAGAAGAAUGAUUGGCUGUUUUCCGCGGCAUGAUUGGAAAUCGCGGGAAAUGUAAACAUUGUCGGCAGAGAAAAUCCGCCAUCCCGUACUUCUUCGUGAGAAAACAUUAGACAAAUUUAGCAUGUUGGGGGAAGUUUUAUGCUCUGGAAAUUCCGAGAAUAAAGAGAAUGAAUGUGUCUGUGAAAAUGGAGGUUUACCACAGUCAAAACAUGUACAUCAGAAGAGAAAACCAUUAAAGAUAGCUGUAGAAGGUAAUAUUGGCUGUGGCAAAUCUACAUUCCUACAGUACUUCUCCAAAUGCCCAUGGGCCAAGGUGUUUCCUGAACCCAUCUCCAUGUGGAAAGACGUACACGGCCAUAACACGCUGAAGAUGAUGUAUGAAGACCCACGGCGGUGGAGCUUAGCCUUCCAGUCCUACGUACAGCUGACCAUGCAGAAUAUUCACUGUGCACAACUGUCAAAGAAAGUCCGAAUGAAAUUCAUGGAACGAUCUAUCUUCAGUGCCAGAUAUUGUUUCGUUGAAAAUCUCCAUUUUAGUAACUUGAUGCAUGGAGUGGAUUCGGCCAUCUUGGAUGAAUGGUUUCAUUGGAUUCUGAAGAAUGUGGAUGUCAACUUAGACCUGAUAGUGUACCUUAAGGCAUCUCCACAAACUUGUCAUAACAGAAUACAGCGUAGGCAGAGAGGAGAGGAGUCAGCCGUGUCCUUGAAAUAUUUGGAGGUGUUACACGAUCUUCAUGAAGACUGGUUGAUCCGAGAAAACAGAUUUAAACUUCCUGCACCAGUAUUAGUGUUAGAUGCAGAAUGUGACGUGGACACUUUGGUGAAAACAUUCAAGUCUCAGGAGAAAAUGUUAUUUGGAGGAAAUAUCAGCAUUUGAUCCUUUACGGUUCUGAUUUUUAGUUAUCUUUUUUGUUUAUCUGCUGCGCAUUAUUAAAACAUAGAUUGUGCAUAUUUUUAAAUCCAUAUGGUGUGACUGAAUAACUCUUCAUUCAUGAUAAAUGCAGACAUGCCUUUAUAAAUUUCAUUAAGGUAUUUUUUGGACAAAUACCUUAAGAACAUCUUACAUGUAUCAUAACAAUGCCUCAUUGUUCAGAAAUUCUUCAUAGCUUUUAGAUUUUUUAAAACAACUGCACUGAAUUUUAUUUAAAAUAUAUGAUUGAAGAAAAAUCUUCAUGAAAGUAUUUAUCUCAAAUUUACACUUUCACUUUAAAUUUAUGUAAUUUAAUACAACAUCUUGAUUGUAUUCAAAGUAAUGAAAUUAUCCACUGAUAUUGGAAAAUCCAUUUUUGGAUUACAGAGUGCUUGGAUGUACUAAAAUAGAAAUUAUCUCAGCCUGCUGGAACAAUAUUUAAAGUGCUUUGUGUUGUACAAACUAGGAGGAUUUAUCUUGUCAAAUUUGGGAUUUUUUUUUUCCUGAAUUGAUUUUUUGUACAUACAAAUCUCUAGAAUUGUUAGUCUUCAACAGCUAGUUUUAUUAACCUUUAUUUUGUCUUAUAAGUUAUUGUUUCCAAACACUCUGUUUCAUGGGUGGUUUCAUUUUACUAUCAUCACAUCUACCUCUGAUAACAAAUACAUA
This is a messenger RNA of Liolophura sinensis, 1672 nucleotides long. Its product is annotated as thymidine kinase 2, mitochondrial-like. Gene Ontology annotation, molecular function: ATP binding; deoxynucleoside kinase activity. The transcript is spliced from 10 exons. Gene Ontology annotation, biological process: nucleobase-containing compound metabolic process. Lineage: Eukaryota; Metazoa; Mollusca; Polyplacophora; Chitonida; Chitonidae. The record is from RefSeq and is a predicted model, not a curated record. Bases 218 to 973 code for a protein of 251 amino acids. Gene Ontology annotation, cellular component: mitochondrion; cytoplasm.